AUGGACGAUACGACAAGCUAUGUUCCAGCGCCAUAUGGCCGGGCUUGUGCCAACUGUGCCCGAGCCAAAUGCAAAUGUAUCAUUCCGGAGACAGGGGGCAUGUGCGCAAGAGCCGAUCGCUCGCAACUGAUACCUCAAUCCCCUGGCCCUGCAAUACUUGAUCAAAAUCGAGUUUCCUCGGGAUGUCAAGAUGCCAUCCCCGCUCUCCUUACACCGGAAGGCAGCACGCCGCACGGAGACUCUCCUGGCGGCUCUUUUACAACUUCGCGAGGGCGAGCAGGGCGAACAGAGGCCUAUUCCUCGCAUACAGCCGACACCGAGGCAGAGGAAACUCUUAAGUCCUUCCGCAGCGGGCCUCUGGAGUAUCUUCCAUUUGUGCAUAUUCCAGACCGCGUUAGUGCUGCAGAACUGAAGACGGAGUCUUCGUUUUUAUGGCAUUGCAUCUGCGCAGUACAGUGCAAGCAGACCGCGGGUCAGACUGCCCUCAGUCUUAGCAUCAGAGAAAGGGUAGCGCAGGCGCUACUUGUGGACUGUCAAAAGAAUCUGGAUCUUCUACAGGGCCUAUUGGUCUAUCUAGGCUGGAUCACCUUCCACUGUCAACCCCAAAAGUAUUCUCUUUGUACAUACAUCCAACUAGCAAUAUCCAUCGUCUUUGACUUGGGACUCCACAAAACUCCGCUGGAUGAUUCACGUCCCGCCCAUUGCAAUGGGAGCGGUCCUAUUCACAACCUCAAGUUUCCGGCUCUCCCAACGCGGACCAUGAAUGAGCGACGCGCCGUACUCAGCUGCUUUCUCCUAAGUUCCUGGCCAGAUCCAAUGCGUUGGACAGCGCACAUGAAGGAAUGUCUAGAGGUCUUGAAUGAGAGAAAGGAGACCUCCAACGACGCGGUCCUUGUACAGCUUGUUCAGAUUCAACUCGUCGUGGACAAGGUGAUCAGACGGUCGUGGGACGAAAGCGAAAUCACCGCGGAUGGUUCGGACGUCCCCCGGUUGCCGACAUCCUUUUUCAUACAAGCGAUGCAACUACAGCUGCAGAGCAUCAGAAAUCAGAUUUCACCUGAGCUGGCGGAAAAUAAGGUUGUGCUUUUCCAUUUAUACCAAGCCGAAGUGGCCCUAUACGAGACUGCACUGUCGAGAUCAGCGACAAGAGUCGAAGACGUGGAUGUGACUCGUCUCAGCCAUCUAUAUGCCUGCCUAGCAGCCACUAAAAACUGGCUUGAUCUCCUUCUCGCCGUCAGUCCUGAAAAAUAUGUCUCCCUGCCGGUAACGAUUAUCUUCCAAAUCUCACACUGCAUGAGUGCCUUGUUCCAUCUUUCUACAUUUGACUGUCCGGGCUGGGAUCGAGAAGCUGUUGCCCGAACGGCUGACCUCCAGUCCAUCUCACAGCAGGUAAUUAACCGAUUGGAUUCAGUGGCCGAAGCGGCGGGCAUUCAGAACGAAGGAACGGAUGGGGAUUCGUGGAGCAAGGCGGCCAGCUUCAUUCCUAAACUGCAGGCUAGUUGGGCGUCUAAACUCCUAAAUGCUGCAACUAUGGACUCAAUGGAACAAUCAUCUUCUCUCCCAAGUGUUGAUGAGGGCUUUCUCGAGACCUAUCUCAAUUGGCCGGAUGCCGCAUGGUUGAUGGAACCGCUGAUGCUGGGGACUCAGAAUGGAGUGUGA
Molecule: messenger RNA, 1659 nt
Organism: Aspergillus thermomutatus
Lineage: Eukaryota; Fungi; Ascomycota; Eurotiomycetes; Eurotiales; Aspergillaceae
Product: transcription factor domain-containing protein
Exons: 5
Coding region: 1-1659 (552 amino acids)
Biological process (GO): regulation of DNA-templated transcription
Cellular component (GO): nucleus
Molecular function (GO): transcription cis-regulatory region binding; DNA-binding transcription factor activity, RNA polymerase II-specific
Source: RefSeq, a predicted model, not a curated record